Messenger RNA from Hordeum vulgare subsp. vulgare (domesticated barley), 739 nucleotides. RefSeq names its product zinc finger protein 2-like. NCBI's taxonomy places the organism in Eukaryota, Viridiplantae, Streptophyta, Magnoliopsida, Poales, Poaceae. The transcript has 2 exons. Bases 216 to 590 code for a protein of 124 amino acids. Gene Ontology annotation, molecular function: DNA-binding transcription factor activity. The record is from RefSeq and is a predicted model, not a curated record.
AGUACGUGUGUUCCUUGGAACAAGCGUACAAUACUACUCUCGAACACCUAGUUCCUCUCCUGCUCUCUACUCCCUUCUAGGGUUGUGUUGUGGGCAAAUUGGGGGCACCGCUGUACACAUCAAUUAUCCCAGACAACCAGAGUACACAAACUAACUAGCUAGCUAGUUAGUUUGCACCACCUUUGCGCCUUUACCGUCCGCCGGCCGGUCGCCGUAUGGAGUUCAACGGCGGCGAGGGAGAGGGCGACAUCGACCUCAACCUCUCCCUGCAUCGGGCAUCGUCACCGGAGCCGCUUGGCUACUUCACCUGCACCUACUGCGACAAGAAGUUCUACUCCUCCCAAGCGCUGGGCGGCCACCAGAACGCCCACAAGUUCGAGCGCAGCGUCGCCAAACGCACGCGGGAGCUGGCCGCCGCGCGCCGCCACGGCCACGCGGGCCUGGUCGGCGCUGGCGAGGAGGCCAGCAGGAGAGGGAAGGACCCGACCAGCAAUGCCGCGGGGAGCUCUUCGCACAGGAGGGCGUCGUCGCCGGAGACAGCUCGCCGGGACCUCAUCACCGAGGAGAUCGAUCUGUCUCUCAAGCUCUGAUAUUACUGGAUCGAGAGAAGGGAAAAGCUUGUGGAAGAGGAAAAGGCAGCUUGGAAUAAAAUCCCAAUAAAUUCUUCUGUAUGUCUUUUUUGAAAAGCCAAUUCUUCUGUAUGUUGAUGUCCACAUCGAAACAUCCAUCUCUUCUGGUU